Molecule: messenger RNA, 1100 nt
Organism: Ruditapes philippinarum (Manila clam)
Lineage: Eukaryota; Metazoa; Mollusca; Bivalvia; Venerida; Veneridae
Exons: 2
Coding region: 382-777 (131 amino acids)
Source: RefSeq, a predicted model, not a curated record
UAAAUAAAAAAUCCGUACAAUAAUAUUUGCAGUGGAUAUUAACUGAUUGAAAACAUGAUUGAAAACAUAAAAGUAAUUACCAAGUAUUCAAUUGCCAUCUAAUAAUUAGUAAAGAUUAAUAUUCAAUUUCCAUAAAUAAAUCUUUAAACUGAUCUCAAAGAGGAGCUGUAUAAAACCGAGUUCCAGAAUUUCUUGUAUAAUACAAGUCAACAUAUUGAAUGUAGUAAUUGUAUUUAAUCAACAUUUUCAUAUAUUUGACCAUACACCAUCAAAACAAAUUCGACAUUUGGAAAAUAAAUUUUUAUAACAACCCGAUUUUCAAGAAAACUUCUGUGUCUGCCAUUCCUUCCUGCAGAACACAUUGGUCCUGUGUUCGAGUCUAUGGCAGACUUAGCUCCAGACCGUUUUGAUGGACUGCUAACUUACAUUAGACGGACCUGGAUCGACAAUGAUAUGUGGCCAGUCCAUUCUUGGUCGGUGUUUGGAUUGAGCAUCCGCACAAACAACGAUGUUGAAGGAUGGCAUAGAAGAUUGAAUGGGAGGGCUGGGGGAACGCCUCCAUUCUACCUUUUGAUAAAACUGCUGUACGAUGAGGCCCAGGUAGCGGUGAGGAACUCUGAAUUGAUAAGUGAAGGAAGACUACGCCGCUACCAGCGGAAAAAGUACACCUUUCUCCAGGGACAGACGCACCAGCUGUGGGAUAAGUACAGGAAUGGGGAGUUGUCAUCAACGGGACUUUUAAGAGAAUUCGGCAACUUAUACAAGCCCCAAGAGUAGAGUCGUAAUUAAGAUGUCUAAAAAAAAGACAAUGAAAUAUGUGCAUGAAAAAAACAAUGAAAGUGUGAAAGUGAAAGUGAAUAUAUACAUGUAUGACAUAAUAUUGACAAAAAAGACAUACUAUAUGAUAUUUUAUCUUUGCAUAUAAAACAUGUUUUUAUACAUUAAAUGUUAUUGCUAUUGAUCGUCUUCGUGUUGUUUUUUUCUGUAUGUAAUUUAAUCAGAAUUAUGCAUAUAUAUCCUUAUUAUAAGAUGAAACUCCAAAUAUUCGCAUACAAAAAGCGUCAAAAUAUGUCCAAUUCAGUAAUUUUAUAAUAUAUUAU